Molecule: messenger RNA, 1803 nt
Organism: Cyphellophora attinorum
Lineage: Eukaryota; Fungi; Ascomycota; Eurotiomycetes; Chaetothyriales; Cyphellophoraceae
Exons: 1
Coding region: 1-1803 (600 amino acids)
Source: RefSeq, a predicted model, not a curated record
AUGCCUGCCACAGAUCCGCCGGCGGACUUUUCCUUCGUCCCGUUGUAUAAUGGUCCAGAAGUUUCCAAGCCUAACAGACAAUUCAUCAACGCUCAUCUCAGUCGCCUUGCGGCUAAGAAGCGUUCACAUGGCGCUGGCAACAGGCUGCAGAAGAAGGUUGUGCUGCCGGUCAGGCAACCCGACAGGCCGAAGGUACUUAUCGAGAGAAUCGCCCGAGUCUCGGGAGUGGGCAGCACUUGCGCUCAUGGCAAGGCAGGAGCGCCUGAUUGCGACUUCUGCCGUGGUGUCAAUGGAACAGUCGCCUCACGAUCACAACUCCUAGUCGCAUCUUCCGGAAGGACUGAGUCUGUCAACAUCACUACACUUUUGGACACCAGCAACGAUCCGUUCAGCUCAACGCUCGUUCCGAUCGAUCGGACAGUCCGCAAGCUCUUAGGCUUCGAGCAGGAAGCAUUCUUUCCCUGGAGUGCGGGUAUCGAAAAAGGCGCCAACAAGGGCGGAGCUUUCCGGAACAAAUUCGUCCAAACGAUUCCCGAGGCUUUCAACGAUCUCUGCACAGGCUACGCCAAUCUGGCCCGCCUUGCGGCUAUGACUGCCACCAUUACAUCUGAUCCGCUCAUGGCAGCUACUGCCCUCAAGUACAAAGUAUUAGCGUACGAGAACAUGCGAAAGAGCGUCGCCGCACAUACUGACAACUACGAAACCCACGAGCUGGCCAUGGUCCAGACCUUCUCGCUGAUGAGUAUGGAAGUUGCCGAAGGCAACUCGGAAAGCAGCGCCAUCCACAGCCGCGCCCUCCUGCGCAUGAUGACCAACUCCUCCGCCUCCGCUGCCCCUCUCACUGACAAAACCACCCAUAUCAAACCUAGUCAGCUCCUCAACGCGGUCCUCUGGCACGAAUGCGUCCGUGGCGGCACCACAGGCCGCCAACACGUCUUCAACCCCAAGAAACUGGUCCAUCACAAGUCCCUCGGCGCAACCCUUUCCUCCGCCAAACGCACACUCUCCUCGCUGGGCCACUGGCCCCGCCGCCCCGAGAUCACCGACGGCUUCAGCCACUCCGACCUCCCACCCCAUCUCAUCCUCCGCCUCCGUGAAGUCCGAUUCUUGGCGGAAAUCAACACCGCCCUCACCCACGCCCCCGAACUCAUCGACCUGCACCUCAUGAACGCCUUUGCCUUCCGCGCCAGUCUCAUGUGCAGUCAGCUGAUCGGCGCUAGCCACGCGGCCGAGCAAGUCAUCAACGAAUCCUCCCAUCAACGCUCACAAUACGGACACGAAUUCCAGGAGGAUGAGAUCGACUAUCGUCGAGUUUACCAAGCCCAUCAAUCACGCGCCACCGCCCUCGCAGCACAAUUCGCGCUUCGCGUCGUCACGUCCCACGAAGCCGUCGACAUUCCCGCGAGCACGCCAGCACAGCUGUUCAAGAUCUACGGAACGCACAAGAGGGUGCUGCAGGAGAUCAGGGUGGCAUUCGAGCAGUGCCGCCACCGCAGCUCAGCAGAUCCAGAUGGUGAUGACCAAGUCAGUCGGCAGCCGGAGCUAUGGCUGUGGAUUCUGUGGAUUGGCUCGCUGGCGGAACGGGCGGAUUUGUAUCCUUGCUACGUACCUAGCAAGAUCGUGGGGGCGUCCUUCAAUCGUGCGUUUGUGGCGCAUGCACUGGGGCUGUACCUGCACGAAUGGGAGACAGUCAGGGCGACGCUGACGAGGUUCAUGUACUUUGAACGGAACACUUGGCAGAGUCAGUAUUGGUUUGAGCAGACGCUGUGGGAAAUGGCUGGGCUGAAGCAGGAGGAUGCUUGA